UCUCCGCUCCCCCAACUCCUCUUUUCCCGCCGCCACGAUCCGCCACGCGCGCCGCACCGACGCCGCCCUCGCCGCCAGCGAACUCGCCCACAAACAAAUCAGGCCCUUUUCCCCCACCGGGGUCCGGCGAUAGGCACCGCCCUGCCCCUAUCCCCCUUGCCCCGGGCUUCACUGUUUCCGGACGGGUUGUUUUGGUGUCAGUUUUGUUUUUUUGUUCCAAUUUUUUUCUUUUCUCGCUCCGUCGAUCUCGUUGUCGAUUUGCGCGCCUGCGCGGUGGUUCCCUGUUAAUCCAAUAUAAUCUUGCCAAUACAUUGGCGGUUCGAUUGGGUUCUUCCCCCUCGGCGCGCAAGAUACAAUCUUGCCGAGGUGUUGGCGCGGUUCUUCGUGCGAAUAUUCUGGGGGUUCGGUUGAAUACGCAUCUCCCGUAUGAAGGCCGCCCCUUCCCCUGCUGCGAUGGGCGGCACGGCCGGCAAUGGCGGCGGCGGCGGCGGGGAUACCCAAGUGCUGGACGGCGGGACGCCUCCGUUAGGUUCUCCGGCGAGCGACAGCGACAGCGAUGCGACACAGAGCGGGGGCGAUGAUGGUGAUCUGUAUGACGAAACGCAGCCCGUGGACGAGGCUGAGACCCAGCUAGUAGAUGGGGUGGAUGAGGAGGAGGAGGAAGAGGAGGAUGUGGCUGGCGAUUGGGGCGAGACACAGUUGGUGGAGAGUGGCGAGGAGGAUGAUUGUGAUGAUGGUGACCAAGUGAAGACGCAGCUGGAGGUGGAAAAUGGGGAUGAUGGUGGUGGCGCAGAGGAUAAUGCCGGUAAUUGGACUAGGACCCAGUUGAUUCAAGAAUGUGAGGUGGAUGGAGUGAACAAUGGUGUUGGUGGCAUGGUUGAGACCCAGUUGGUUGAGGAUUCUGAGGAGGAAGAAGAGGAGGAUGGAGUAAAUGGCGGUGAUGAACUGAGUGUCGAUGAGUGGGGCAAGACCCAGUUGGUUGAAGACUCUGAUGAAGAGAUAGGUGAUGAUGAGUUGAGUGACAGAACUCAAGUACUGAGUGAUGAUGAGAGCUUGUCUGGUGAUGAGAGGGAUGCAAAGUCAGGAAUGGAUAAAAUGGAUGUGGAGUUGGGAAUGGAAGGAAAUAUUGAGGGGUUAAAUGGGGGGGUUGAGAAGCUUGGUGGCGAUGAGAAUUUGGUAGAAUCUGAUGCUUCAACAGAUGAGGAGGGUGACACGGGUUCAGGUCACAUCCAGAUGAAAUUGCCUUCUGUUCGUGUUGCAUCUGUACGGACAUGUGGAAUUUCUGAAGCUCGGGGCACAAUGUCUGUGAAUGGUAUGCAGCAAGGGAAACAAAAGUUCUCAUCCAGUGCAAUACAUCCCCUGCCAAAAAUUUUAGAUGAAUCUACUUCGUUUAGCACCUCCUUUGGUGGGAUUGAUAAUGACUCCCGUGGUUAUGUACAGAACCAUGAUAAAGAUGGAACUAAGAGCAGAGACAAGUGUUCAACAGCAAAAAAGCUUUUUGCUGACACGACAGCUGAGGAUGGUGAAAGCAACAUCAGAUGUCUUGCUGGAUUAAGCUAUAUUGGAUCACAGGAGCCUGGUGAUCUGUCACAGGCAAAUGCUUUUGAUGUUGUGGAUAAGUUGAUUUCAAUUAAUGGUGGAUUAUCAUCUCAAGAAACAACCCCAAACAAAUUGGAAAUGGCAAAGCCACGUGUUUCAACUAAGAGAGGGACUUUAAUGUUGGCUGAGAAGGUUGACAUUGGUAGAAGUUCCAAUGGGAAGGCAGAAAUAUUUGAGUGGGUGGAUAGCCGUGAAGAUGAUGGAGGAGGUGAUUUUUUCAGUAAAAACAAAGACAUAUUGUUGCAGAAACCAGCUGGCAGAGGAAAACAAAGGAGCCAUUCUACCAGGGCAAAGAUGUCCUCAAAAAAUUCACCCGGAGAAAAUAAAAUAGGGGAAUCCAAGAACAAAAGAAGUCUCAAACUACCUGGGAGGUCUGAAACUCUUCCUUUGUCAGAUUCAAGACUACUCAAAAGUGAUGUGAAGAGUAAGCGGGCUUCUGGAAACAGGACUAAGAAAAACCUUUUCAAGGACCUGGAUGAUCUAUCUAAUGGCAAACCUUUGGAAGAAGAACAGGAAAAGGCUGAUGUAGCUUUGCAUGAUGUUGGUCCAGAUACUCAAAUGGCUGUUGAAGCUAUGGAAGCACUGGUACAAUGUUCACCCGCUAAAGGUCAACCUCUGUCGGAUAGAGAUACUAGAGCUGAGAAGUCUAGAAUAGCUAAAAGUCAUUCAAAGAAUGAUUCUCCUCAAAAGAGAACUAGCAGCAUCCAAGGUGUCACAACACAUUCCAAAAGAAGAAAAGUAACUGCGUCCAACACCAACCCUCAGAAAGAAAAGAUGCAAGAAAAUUCAGAACGUAUAGUGAAAAUAAAACAUAAGCAGACGAAGUCUGUACCAUUGAAGAGCAAAGUUUCAAAGAAAUUUAUCGAUGAAAACAAGUACUGUGGUACACCUGUUGCUCACCGCACUAGGCAUUGUGGUAGGAAUGACCCUUCUGAAUUUACCGACUUAUGUUCUAAUAAGCAGUUGAAGAGAGGCAAGAAAUUGACAGGUGAUGGCUCCACUGUUGGGGAAGUGCAAAAAAAACAUAUUAAGAAUAAUCCGGAGAAACCUUUGAUUAGUGAGAAAACAACUGAAUCUGGUUCGAGUCAUUUUGAAAAAGAAAGUGCAGAACAUACUUGUGCAAAUGAUGAUCAGGAUCUUCAGCAGUCUAGGAAUGGUAGCACACAACGUACCGGUGUAAAUAAUGUUCAAAACCUUGUAGCUUGCCGAGUUGAGCCAACAACUGAUGUUCCAUGCAGAGGUUCCCCAUCACACCCCAAACAGCGAAGAACACCUACAGCAAUGGUGCGGUCAAAGCCUACCACUGCUGCAAAACAUGAAAUACCCACAGAAGUGGCAAGACCAUCCAAGAAAAGGCGAAUUUUUGUAAGAAGUGUUUCUGAUUUACUAAAGUAUGCAAAGAGGGAACCUUCCAAUGGAAGAUCAGCUUCUAUCCUGUCCAGUAUUAUAGCUUCUCCUAUACUUAAUUCUUCUGUAAGAGAUGAUGGGAAAACUUCUGAUCUCAGUAGCUCUGCACAGAGACUGAAGGAAUCCUCCCAUGUUGAGGAUACAAGCAAAUCACCAAAAAGCAAUGCUCAAGUUCAGAAUAGUGUCAUCAGAACGCCUUCAAAAGUUGUUAAGGAGCUGUCACCCACUUUCAGUCCUGUGAAUCCAUCAACAGGCUCAAAUAGAAGCUUGUCAAAGUCUUCUGUUGCAAGAGAAUUACUGAAGCUAGAUCCUGAAAGUGCGCUAUCAAAUCAGCAGAGAAAUGAUUCCAGAAGAAGGAUGGAUAUGGCUACUGUUAGUAUUUUAUUCAGCCAUCAUUUGGAUGAUGAUGUGAUCAAGCGUCAGAAAAAGAUCUUGGCACGCUUGGGAGUUUGUGAAGCAUUUUCCAUGGCUGAUGCAACACACUUUGUGGCAGAUAGUUUUUUCCGCACAAGGAAUAUGUUAGAAGCAAUAACUCUUGGCAAGCCAGUAGUUACAUCAAUGUGGCUCGAAAAUUGUGGACAAGCAGGCUGUUUUAUUGAUGAGAGGAAGUACAUUCUGAGGGAUGCCAAAAAAGAAAAGGAGUUAGGUUUCAGCAUGCCUAUGUCACUGGCCUCAGCUGUCAAGCAUCCUCUUCUGCUGGGAAAAAGAGUCUUUGUAACAUCGAAUGUGAAACCAAGUCAAGUAGUGGUGACUAGCUUGGUUAAAGCAUCAUCAGGACAGCCACUAGAGAGGGUAGGGCGAUCUAUAAUGAAGGAAAACGAUGUACCUGAUGACCUACUGGUUAUCUCAUGUGAAGAAGACUACCAAACUUGCGCACCACUGCUCGAGAAAGGUGCCAUCAUUUUCAGCACGGAGCUUCUACUAAACGGUAUAGUCAUUCAGAAGCUGGAGUACGAGAGGCACCGCCUCUUCACGGACCGAGUCAGGCAGACCCGCUCGUCGAGGUGGUUGAAGGACACAGUCCGUGACCGGUUUGUACAUGUACCCAAGCGUCCCCGUGGCUAAGGAGAACAUGGGUGGUGCAGAUAUUUUAUUUUCAGCUAAAUUAUGCUCCUGCUUCACCAGUCUCCCCUACUCAAGACCAGUGUAAAUAUGUCAGGCCAAACAAUGAAUGCUUGCUCAUCCCCUAGCCUCUCCAGCUCUAGACCACUGUAAAUGUACCGCAAACGCAUUUGCCCUGUGCAGAACGUGGAGUCUUGCUCAUCUGUAAAUUUGUAAUGUUGGUGUUCAUGUUUUGUAGCCUUCCUUUUUUUUCCCCUUGCGCUUCAGAUCAUGCGUUUACCUGGCGCUUAUAACUGAAACUGCUAUGAAAGUGUGUUAAAGGAGUGUUGUUUGAUGAAAUGUAUA
Setaria italica (foxtail millet) is the source of this 4413-nucleotide messenger RNA. RefSeq lists its product as uncharacterized. The transcript has 8 exons. The record is from RefSeq and is a predicted model, not a curated record. Lineage: Eukaryota; Viridiplantae; Streptophyta; Magnoliopsida; Poales; Poaceae. The coding region runs from base 427 to 4071 and encodes 1214 amino acids.